Messenger RNA from Halteromyces radiatus, 879 nucleotides. RefSeq names its product amino acid/polyamine transporter I. Gene Ontology annotation, molecular function: transmembrane transporter activity. Gene Ontology annotation, cellular component: membrane. The coding region runs from base 1 to 879 and encodes 292 amino acids. NCBI's taxonomy places the organism in Eukaryota, Fungi, Mucoromycota, Mucoromycetes, Mucorales, Cunninghamellaceae. Gene Ontology annotation, biological process: transmembrane transport. The transcript is spliced from 4 exons. The record is from RefSeq and is a predicted model, not a curated record.
AUGAAUAUAUUAACUUGGUUAAACAAUCUCAAUGUGUUUUGGUCUUGCGCUGGUUUGUUCCUGGUCAUCCUUUUAUUAUCUCUCUGUGCCAAAAAUCACCAAGAUCCACGUUGGGUAUUCACUCAUUAUGAAAAUGACACUGGUUUUGAAAAUCCUUAUUACGUUUUUCUUUUGGGAAUGAUUGGUGCAGCAUAUUCGUUAUUUGGAUCUGAGUGCAGCGCUUCAAUGAAUGAAGAAACAAAGGAUGCUGAUAUUUCUUCACCUAUUGCUAUGAUCACAUCUAUCUUGACUGCUUGGAUCUUUGGAUUUGUUUAUCUAAUGGUACUAUUAUUCUCUAUUCAAGAUGUGGAUGUUAUUUUGACAACUACUUUCAACAUGCCUGUGGCUCAACUUUUCUGGGAUGCUGUUGGACCAUUUGCAACGGUUGCAUUCUUGGUAUUGAUGAUUGUAUGUCAGUUUUGUUCGGGAUCAACUUCAUUGACAGUGGCAUCAAGACAAAUAUUUACGUUAGCAAGAGGAGGUGGUGUUCCUUAUCAUGACCAAUUACAGCAACUCAACAAGCACCAACUUCCCGGAAACGCAGUAAUGGCCACUUCUAUACUCGCUUGUUGUUUCGUCUUACCUUAUCCGUUGUCAGAUUAUCUAUUUGAAAUCAUCAUCAGUGCCGCUACCAUCACGGUCCAUACGGCUUAUAGCGUUGUUCUUGGUUGUCGGUUGUUUGUGGGAUCCCAUGAUGGCAAAAAGGGUCGAUUUCACUUGGGUUAUCUCUCCAAACCAAUCACUGCUCUAGGUUUUGCUUGGACUCUUAUCGCUGUCUUUGUCUUUAUGUUACCUACUUGUUGGCCAAUCGAUGGUAAAAAAAAAAAAAUAUUUCAGUAA